AUGUCUGGACCAUAUUCGUACAAAGGCCCGGUGGACUGCACAGUCCUUCCUGAUGAGGCGCAUUGUAAUGGAAAGAGCAUAGUCAUUACAGGUGGCGCACAGGGAAUUGGUGAAGCAUAUGUUCGAGGCUUCGUCAAAGCUGGAUCCUUCGUCACAUUCUGCGACAUAAACGAAGAAGCCGGGGCUAAACUCGAGGCCGAAUUGGGCCCUGAAAAUGUGUGCUUCAUCCGAGCAGAUACCCGCUCUUGGGACGACCAGGUACGUAUGUUCGAAGCAGCCGUAUCGAAAUCACCUCAGAAGAGCGUGGACCUGGUCAUUGCAAAUGCGGGCGUGGGAAGAGGCUCGGGAGAUCCGAUGAUGACGCUCGAAGACCCAAACACCGCUCCAACAAAGCCAAGCAUGCACAUUAUUGACAUCAACCUGAUUGGUGUGAUGUACACUCUGAAACUGGCAAUACACUAUUUCCGCAGAAGUCCCAUGGCUGCGGAUCGCGACCGGUGCUUCAUCUUUGGUGGAAGUGUUGCCGGCUUCGUGGACAACUUGAGCAGCUGGGAAUACUCGACAUCCAAGUUUGGACUAAGAGGGCUUAUGCGGACUGUCAGAAGGCAGUCUUAUCACCAAGGCAUACGCGUCGCGUACAUCGCGCCCUCCUACGUCCGCACCGUCAUCCAGUCUCAACAAGUUUACGAGUCUAUCCGAGCAAAAGGGCUGGACUUUGCCACCACCGAGAGCUGUCUAGCGGCGGUCAUGAGGAUAGCAUGCGACAAGACGAUCAACGGUCACUCAUUCGCAAUUGUGCCGGAAACCGUCGCCAAAGAAGGUUUCAUAGAUUUGGACCAGGAUGAUUUCAAGGGUGAAAAGGGCUAUCUCGCCACGUUUCAGGACGACGUUGUGAGAUUGCGUGGUGACGACUGGCCAUGA
Cyphellophora europaea CBS 101466 is the source of this 921-nucleotide messenger RNA. RefSeq lists its product as uncharacterized. Bases 1 to 921 code for a protein of 306 amino acids. Gene Ontology annotation, molecular function: oxidoreductase activity. Lineage: Eukaryota; Fungi; Ascomycota; Eurotiomycetes; Chaetothyriales; Cyphellophoraceae. The record is from RefSeq and is a predicted model, not a curated record. The transcript is spliced from 8 exons.